Salmo salar (Atlantic salmon) is the source of this 5444-nucleotide messenger RNA. RefSeq names its product alkaline ceramidase 2. Gene Ontology annotation, cellular component: Golgi membrane. NCBI's taxonomy places the organism in Eukaryota, Metazoa, Chordata, Actinopteri, Salmoniformes, Salmonidae. The record is from RefSeq and is a predicted model, not a curated record. Gene Ontology annotation, biological process: ceramide catabolic process; sphingosine biosynthetic process. Gene Ontology annotation, molecular function: N-acylsphingosine amidohydrolase activity.
UAAGAAGAACAAGAACAAGAACAAUAAUUACAGCGAUCUUGCACUUUGUUGAGAGCUGAGUUGGACGACAAGCUUGCAUUGGGAUAUACUGGUGAUUUAAAAUGCGAUUGAAUUUGGAUGCAUUUUGUAUACAGCUACGUGUUUCAAAUUCUGGUACUUGAUCAUCUAGCGGUCCACAGCUGAUUUGAUAGUCGACUGCUUUAUCUCAAUAGUGACUGCGGAGUCCUAUCCAUUACUAGAACAAGUCGAGACAUGACUAAUCCUAUGUUUUGGGAUCAACUGCAAGCUGGAAGCUCCGAGGUGGACUGGUGUGAAGGCAAUUACCUUAUUUACCCUAGCAUUGCAGAGUUUUAUAACACGAUCAGCAACAUCUUGUUUUUUGUUUUACCGCCUAUAUUAAUGUGCUUGUUCCGCCAGUACGCAACACAUUUCAACAGUGGAAUAUAUCUCAUUUGGAUUCUACUGGUUGUGAUUGGUAUUGGCUCCACAUACUUCCAUGCCACUCUCAGUUUCCUGGGUCAGAUGCUGGAUGAGUUGUCCAUCCUGUGGGUGCUCAUGUGUGCCAUCGGCAUGUGGUUCCCCAAGAGAUACCUGCCCAAGAUGUUCAGGAAUGACAGGUCAAGGUUCAAAGUGGUCAUCGGCAUCUUGUCCGGGAUCACCACUGGUUUGGCCUUCGUUAAGCCCGUCGUCAACUCGGUGUCUCUGAUGACUCUGGGUAUCCCCUGCACCGUUCUGCUCAUUACCGAGCUCAAAAGGUGUGAGAACCCACGUGUAUUCAAGCUGGGGCUGAUCUCGGGGUUUUGGUGGGCUCUGGCUCUCCUCUGCUGGAUCAGCGACAAGAUCUUCUGUGAGAUGUGGUCCUCUGUCAACUUCCCCUACCUACACUGUGCUUGGCACAUUCUUAUCUGCCUAGCCUCCUACCUGGGCUGUGUGUGCUUCGCCUACUUCGACGUCGCCACAGAGGCCCCCGAACGAGGCCCGGUCAUCAUGUUCUGGCCCAACGAGAAAUGGGCCUUCAUCGGAGUGCCCUAUGUCACUCUACUCUGUGAAACCAAGAAAUCUGACUCUGUCAAGGUGACAUAACCUCCUCAGGGCCCACUGUGCUUGGAAAAUUCCUCACUAUGAGGUGUUCCCCAAACAUGCACACAAAAUAUGCCCUAAUGUCAGAUAAUCGGAACAAUGCAUGUAGAAUGCUUUAAAAUGAAGUACCUCUAAAGUACUUCUCUGACAUGGGUGACAAAGUCGACAUAACUUGUCCGUUAUCGCCUCAAAAUGAAAUCCCCUCACUCCCUUGUUGCAUAUGCAAUAAUGUUUAUGCAACUUAGUGUCAAAGCACAAAUGUGUCCCGCAGUCGUCUAUUAAAGUGACAUAAGUGAGGUAACAUCAAUGCUAAGAAACUUACCAAGUUGUGUUCAUUAAUCAACUCCGAAUGUAAUUCUCAGGCUUUGUUGAGGUGAUCGUGAAUAAUUCAAUUUAGAGUAAAGCAGUAAUGUAUAUAGGUGUAUUGCAGUGUUUCUCACAGAAAUGUUACAUUUUUCAGCUCUGGAUCUACUAUUCAAAAUACUCACUGCCCUUGCAUUUUCAGGCAAUUGAGCACAAAUGGUGAGGACCUUGCCAUUGGUAUAUGUUGUGCAGUAUUUACAUUUACAGCGUAGCUGACUGAUUGUUAAUUACAUUUACAUUUUAGUCAUUUAGCAGACGCUCUUAUCCAGAGCGAAUGUGAAUGCAUACAUUUUUUAUUUUUUUCCCCCGUACUGGUCCCCCGUGGGAAUCGAACCCACAACCCUGGCGUUGCAAACACCAUGCUCUACCAACUGAGCCACACGGGACCGUUAUAGACGUGUAUUAAUUAACCCCUUAGACUCAUGGGAAUUGACCUAUAGGGAGAAAUUGAAAUGUUUCUUACAGAAGAAAUAUGGAAUGCAUAACCAUGGUAGCAAUUCAAAGGGAACAGUUUGGUUAGUUAUUGGAAAAUUAUCAGACUAAAGCUGAGGACACAACAGUUCUGACAGAAGACUGAAUCCAAACAUUACAUUUUUUGUACAUUUUACUUUCAAUGUACUUUUUGCCGCAUUUGUUGAUAACGAAAUCUAAAAAUACUCUGGAUACAUUCAGUUGCACGAUAAAAAAUAUUAUUGGAAAAUGUGGGUUAGGUACAACAUAUGACAAAAAAAUGACAAGUGAGAGAUCUAAUUGGUGUUCCCAAGUGGCUUCUCCAAAGUGUGCACAGUUCUGAAGUAAUUUCAAUGCACUUUUUAUGACUCAAAGAAGAGUCUUCAACUAUAAGGAGCUUUUUUUUCCUUCUCUCCUAGCUGUGCCGUUGGGGAACUAGAGCAAACAGACAUGUAGUUUUUUUGUUUGGAACACAGCCCUGCAUCCCCAUCUUUACACAAUUACUAUUGAUUACGCAAUCCAAAAACGGUCCAUUAUAAAUCGCAAUCUGGGUCAGGUGGGCAUAACUUGAAAGAUUGUUCUAUUGCCAACAUGACUAGCUAAAUUAUAAAAUAUGAUCUUACAGUGUUAGGCCUUCACAAGGCAAUUCAGAGAAGGAGUCAUGCGUGCAUUCAGAUGCAUGGUCCGCUGCAGAUUUUCAUCACGAUACCACAAACAGGCUCAUUCUGUUCAGGAAAGCCCAGGGUAUAAUGCCAUGUUAUCUGUACAUCAAACAUGUAAUAUACAUGUUGACACUAUAUUACAUGAGUUGAUAUAGUAAUGUGAAGUGGACUCAGGUGUUUGGCAUGGUUGUAUGACAUCAGUGGUAUUAUCAUCCUCAAUGUCUCAUCUUUGAAAAUACAUUGAAUCCUCAUAAUUUACAGCCUUUCCCUCACUCAGACAACAAAACAUUUGCUAAAGUUGCCCAAUUAGCGGGAGGGAUGAAGGCAACUUCUUGUGGUGCUCAAGUUCAGAACAACUGUCAGUCAAAACCCAUACAGAGCUGUGAAGCGGAAAUCCUGAGCUCUGACUCAUGUAUAGCAUGUUACUGUACAGCCACUGUGUUCAAAUUUAGGCUCUUAGCAGUGUCAAUCUUUUUCCACGCGUAUAUGGGUACGAAUGUGAAGCGUUAACAGACUUUCUGUAUACAGUAUUAUCUCAGUUAUUGCAUUAUCUACAACUUAUAUUUAAGAGCAUUUGUAUUAUAUAUUUUAAAAUGUAAGGCAAAAGCAAACAAUUUUUUCUCCCUGUUGAAGGCUCUGGAACACACGGAUACCUUUUUGAAGUAAGAGGUGUUUAGCUGAUUCUUAUUUUAAACACUCAACCCCCUCAACCCUAGUCUUUACUGAAUGCGGAGUAUUAGAAGAGAAAUGUAAGUCAAGUCUCAGAUUGUCAGUUGUCAUGAAAAUGAGAGUAACAGAACUGAAAUGUAAAACGCUGUCUCAACUGUUGAUGAUAGUGAAUUGCAACCAUAUAAAUACUCGCAUAGGCAUAAAAGGGAUAGGUCAGUUACCAUAGUAAUUGUUUGCUGUUGAUGUCUUCAUGACGCCUUGACGACAAUAUUAUGCUGGUUGUUACGUGGCCAACCCUACUGAAUAGUUACCCACAUGAAGAGAACUAAGAAAGUCUAAACUAGACAACAAGGGAGUGUUUGCACCUGUUAUUUUCAGAAGGGAAUAAGAUAAAAGCAACAAGAAGAAAAACACAACUAUCUUAAUAUUUAUUCUACCUUUAGGACUAAAAUACACUUUUAUUAUAGGAGAUUCAUGUGCCAUUGAACAUUAGUUUUUAGUCCAGGAGUAGAUCUUCUCUGUGUCUGGGAAACUGGCCCUUAUUAUUUUUAGAUUUCCUCCUGGAAAAUAAGUGGUGCAAAAUGUCACUGGUGCAAGUGCUUAGUAAACAACUCUGGAUGGCCAAUGAAGUAGGUCUAUUUAACAAGUGGAGCAAUUCAUUAAUAAUUAUGUUAUGAAUUUAAGUUGCUUUCUUAAUUGUCAUUUUUGUGCCAACAUUAAAGUGUUUUUUUUUUUUUUACAUUACUUUUAGCCCUUAGAGAAAAAUAUAAGGCAUGCAAUGCAUAUCCAAAUAAGAGGCACUGUGUGUAGUGACAAGCCUUGCGUGAACCUGGUUGGCUUUUUCAAUAUGCCAUGAUCUGGCCUAUCAGUUGAAUCCAUGUAAGUGAAUUAAAAUUGAGUAAUUGAAUACACCUGCUCAACUUUUGUACACUACCAUUUGGAAGGGAAGGUUGUUGGUUGGAAGAGGCAUAGCAAACACUUGACUCCAAUAAUAGUUUUACCACAAGUCAUUUAAUCUCAAGUCAAUUACCUUUUUGUGGACUCCAUUUAGAACUGUUCUGUUUUAAACUAAGCUAUACUGUUAUUUCUUUACACAGUCUGAUACAAUUUGUUUUGUAUACAAUUUGUUGGGUUGUGUGGUGUCAAAGUAUAGGGGCAAACAAGUGCAGGAAACAACUCUAUCCAGAGUCCACAAAGUGGUAUAAUUUUUAACUACAGUAUCUGAAGUAUUUUGUUUAGCCAAAAAAGUAUAUUUAUAUUUUCCUAAAUGUAGAGCACAGCCGUUUAAAAGGAUGCAUGACAAAAAAAACUGAAGUAUUAUUAUUUUGUAUUGUCAACCAUUGUAGUGAGUAGAUGUAUUGUAUGGGAAAGGAAUACUGUAACAUGCAGUGCACUGUUUUGACAAAGGCAAAAAGAGCAGUGCUAGUGUCUACAAACCUUGAUACCUUCUACCUGGAUUUUAUUUAAAAACCUGCAGACAUGCAGGAUGGUAACUGUUUUUAGAAUAUGAUCAAGAAUCAUCAAGAAUCACCAUUCUGUUGCUUUCCAAGUAUGAGUGAUUUGACAAAGUCCAAAGCUUUUUUAACUUGUCAAAAUAUGUGUUUUGAAUCCUAUGACAGCCUGUGUAGUAGGCUAACUAAUACCCCUUUCACACUAUUGUGCACUUCCAAAGCAAUUUGUGCUGGCUUCACAUUGUCCUUUUCAGCAAGGUUCCAGCAACUAGUGGAUGUGUAACUGGGCCAAGUGAGUUUGGCUUGGCUCAGUAGUGUGAGAAAAAACAAAUGUAGGGCCUGUUUGAAUGCUUUCACUUAAACAAUUCAAUUUUAUUUCUCUCCCUUCCUCAAAGUAAUCACAGAUGUGAGAGGUUUGAAUUGGUAAAAGCAGUGGGGUUUAAGCUUUACUUUUACUUAUCCAAUCGCAUGUCAGUGAUGGCCUCAAGGUUAGGGCGGAAAGAAUUAUGCAUUUUCUAUUGAAACGGCCUUGAGCUAGCCAACCUAAAGCCUACAUAAUUGUAACUUAGUUCAAGUGAAGUUUAAUCUAUAAAAAGAGUGUUCUUGAUCCAUCUCUCUACCUGCAAUGACAAUACAUUCAAGUUGCACAGUAAUAUUUAUUUUCAGAAUUUAUCCUGUUUUGUAGACAAAUAUUUUGAAUGUGAUUUGAAGUAUUUUAUAUCAUUAUUUUUAUUUUAUGCAACAAAAUAUAAACUACUACAAAAAAAUG